AUUCCCCAGCAGGGGCCUACCCAGUCUGACUUAGGGUAUAUGCUGGGGAAGGCGGGGGCUCUCCUAUCACCCACCCCCAGAGGUGGGGGCUGGGCCCUGGACUACCACUGCUGGUGAACAAGGUCUGAAGCAACGUGGCACAGGCAAAACACAUGGCCUCAGAUGGGCAAGGGGGCUGGGUGCUCAGUGCUUGGAGAUGGGGUCAUGUCUGCACCUGCCCCAGUCGCUUGGCAGAUUGGCAAGGCAGGCUGGCAGGGCCUGUGUGUGUGGGAGGCAGCCGGCAGCAGUGCCAUGUGCUGACACCUCACAACCAGACUCCCCCCCCAUUUAGUGCUGAGUGUUAGAACCACCCCCAGAACCUCAGUUAAGCAAAGGGGUUAGUUUCCAUGGAGACACAGCAUCCUUUCUCCAUGGCAACCUGAAAUCCCCAAAUCCAAGUUAGGUUUAGGAAUGAGUCAUCUGUGACCAGUAGGGGGCAUGCUCUCACAAAGCUGACCUCCAAGGCCUGGGCAGUUGAGUAGUUGACCACUGGGCUUAAAGGUGCCCCAGGGGUGAGGCUUGGGCCUGUGGGGAGGAGUCGGCCCUGUUUAACCCCUUCCUUCCCUCCCACCUGUGUGGCUUGAGGUGACUGGCAAGGCUGUGGGAAGAUCUCUGUGGAGGUGGUGGCAGCAGCCCCACAGCUGGGGUUCUCAGAGUGGUACUUGCAUGGAUAGAUGCCUGCCCCACAAGGCUGGGGCCAGGACAGAGAUGAGGCAGGCACUGCCCAGGCUGAGUGGCACACAAGAGUUAACUGGCGGGCGUGACAGGGUGUGCCGCCCUCAGGAAGUGUUACUCACCAUCGGGAAUGUGAGUGCUCUUGCCUUGGGGGCGGGCUUGUCUUUCUGAGUCCCAGGAGAAACCGAAGGAGCGCCCCGCCAUGGAAACCCCUGGGGAGCCAGGAGCAGGCCCUCUCGGAGCCCCCAGCCCAUCCAACUUUGCACCUGGGCACCUGGAGAGAGAAAAGCCAGCCCAGGACCCGCUAUACGAUGUGCCCGACGCCAGCGGGGGGCAGGCAGGUGGGCCCCAGCGGCCGGGACGCACUGUGAGCCUGCGGGAGCGCCUGCUGCUCACACGGCCUGUGUGGCUGCAGCUGCGGGCCAACGCCGCGGCUGCACUGCACGUGCUGAGGACGGAGCCCCCUGGGACAUUCCUGGUGCGGAGGUCUAACACUCGCCAGUGCCAAGCUCUGUGCGUGCGGCUGCCUGAGGCCAGCGGCCCCUCCUUCGUCUCCAGCCACUAUAUCCAGGAAAGCCCUGGGGGAGUCUCCUUGGAGGGAUCUGAGCUUGUCUUCCCGGACCUGGUCCAGCUCAUCUGCUCCUACUGCCACACCCGGGACAUCCUUCUCCUCCAGCUGCAGCUCCCCAGAGCCAUCCGCCAGGCAGCCACCCAUAAGGAGCUGGAAGCCAUCUCCCAUCUGGGUGUUGAGUUUUGGAGCUCCUCCCUCAACACCAAGGCUCCGCCGGGCCCAACUGAAGGCCCGCUGCUGCCCCGGCUGAAGCCCCGGUCCCCACAGGAGCUGGACCAGGGCACCGGCGCCGCCCUGUGCUUCUUCAACCCCCUGUUCCCUGGCGACCUGGGCCCCACCAGGCGGGAGAAGUUCAAAAGGAGUUUCAAAGUGCGCGUGUCCACAGAGACCUCCAGCCCUCUGUCUCCCCCUGCCGUGCCUCCUCCCCCAGUCCCCGUGCUGCCAGGGGCAGCCCCCAACCAGACAGAAAAGUUGCCCCCUCGUCAGCUGCUACGGAGGGAGAGCUCGGUGGGGUACCGUGUGCCAGGGGGCGCUGGCCCCAGCCUCCUGCACCUGCCCUCCCUCCAGGAGGUAGACUGUGGCUCCCCCAGCAGCUCAGAGGAAGAGGGGCUGCACAGGCCCCAGGGGAGUCCAGCCACCUCGCCCCGCCUGGGCCGCCGGAGGCGGCCUUUGCUCCGGUCCAUGAGUGCUGCCUUCUGUUCCCUGCUGGCGCCCGAGCGGCAGGUGGGCCGGGCAGCCGCUGCGCUAAUGCAGGACCGCCACACGGCCGUGGGCCAGCUAGUGCAGGACCUACUGACCCAGGUGCGGGCCGGCCCCGAGCCCCAGGAGCUGCAGGGUGUCCGUGAGGCUCUGAGCCGGGCCCGGGCCAUGCUGAGCAUGGAGCUAGGCCCUGAGAAGCUGCUGCCGCCCAAUAGGCUGGAACACGUCUUGGAAAAGUCACUGCAUCGCUCGGUACUCAAGCCUCUCCGGCCCAUCCUGGUGGCCCGCCUGAGGUGCCGUCUUUCCGCCGAUGGCUCCCUGGGCCGUCUGGCUGAAGGCCUCCGCCUGGCCCGGGCCCAAGGUCCUGGAGCCUUCGGGUCCCACUGGAGUCUGCCCUCCCUGGUAGAGAUGGAGCCAGUGCGCCAGAAACUGCUACAGCUGCUUCACGCCUACUCACCCAGCGCCCAGGUCAAGCGGCUCCUGCAGGCCUGCAAGCUGCUCUAUGCAGCCCUGAGGACCCACUGGGGAGAGGGCGCGGGGGCCGACGAGUUUCUCCCGCUACUGAGCCUGGCCCUAGCCCAAUGUGACCUUCCCGAGCUGCUGCUGGAGGCCGAGUACAUGUCAGAGCUGCUGGAGCCUACCCUGCUCACCGGAGAGGGGGGCUACUACCUGACCAGCCUCUCAGCCAGCCUGGCCCUGUUGAGUGGCCUGGGUCAGGCCCAGGCCCUCCCCCUGAGUCCCUCACAGGAGCUGCAGCGCUCCCUCAGCCUCUGGGAGCAGCGCUGCCUGCCCGCCACCCACAGCUGCCAGCACCUCCUCCGAGUAGCCUAUCAGGACCCCAGCAGUGGCUGCACCUCCAAGACCUUGGCCAUUCCCCCAGGGGCCUCGAUUGCCACCCUAAACCAGCUCUGUGCCACCAAGUUCCGAGUGACCCAGCCUGACACUUUCGGCCUCUUCCUGUACAAGGAGCAGGGCUACCACCGCCUGCCCCCUGGAGCCCUGGCCCAUGGGCUUCCCACAACCGGCUACCUGGUCUACCGCAAGGCAGACUGGCCUGAGACACCGGGGGCCUCUCCCCAGGCCACAACAGAGAAGGACAGCAGGGAGCCAGAGGCAGAGGGCGGGGAGGAGGAGAAAGGGGGCUGGGGAGAUGGGGACAUCAAGGUCAAAGCCAGCCUCAAGGACAGCAGAGGAGAGCCUGAGACAAUUGCUGAGCGGGACAAGAGCCACGCCAGGGGAUGCCCUGCUCAGCCAGAGGAGCCAGAGGCUGAGGGAAGCCGGGGCACUGAGGAGUAGCUGGAAGUGGCCAGAAGGGUCAUUUGGGCAGAACAUUCUGAGCCUGCGGGGAAGGCCGUUCACAGCCAUCAGCCCACUGACCAAGGCCACGACCCCCUUAGCCUUCCCCACCCCUGGCUGCUCCUGUGGCUGCCGCCACCUCUGUCUGACAUUUAUCUCUAUGACCAUACCUGCUGGGGGGUGCCUGGACUGGCCACAUCCGGGGCAUUAGUGUGAAGUGGAGGGGGCUUGGGGGACACCAGACCAAAGGCCCAAGGCUCUUUGCCUCUCAUCCUUCUCCCCCAGCUGGAGGCCAGCUGCCCUGUGAUGGUGAGCGUGCCCAAACUCUGGCACAGGGGAGGGGCACAGCCUAGGGCAGGGCCACUGCCCAGGUAGCCCCUCCACUGGAGGCUUCAAGGCCCUGAAAGGCUCCACCCACUCCUGGGUGUCUGGAGAAUUCAGGGAGGCAGUAAGGGCUCAGGGCCCAGUCCUGCUCCAUACCGCCUGGAGGGCUAGCACCUCCAAACCUCAGUGCCCUCACCUGUAAAGGGGGGGUGCAGUGCCACGCUGCCUUUUCCCAGAAGCCUUCCAGGGUUGAAAAUGGAAUGUUUUGCUGCAAAGUAGAGCUCAGACUGGGGGAAGGGGAGGGAAGGAGGUGGGAUGUUAGCGUUGCGUCCUCCCCCACCCCCACCCCCACCCCCAAGGGUGGUUCUCUGCACUUGCCAAAGGGCGAUGUCCUCCAGUCAGCCCAGGGGAGAUCCUGAAGGUCAGGUCCAGCCAGAGGAGUGCCCAAGUUCCAGUCUUUCCAAGAUGGGAAGUCCUCCCAGAGGAAUUAAACAGGGAGCCAGGCUUCAAAAAUGGAAACCAUUUUCUCUGCACUUAGCUCUUGUGGAUUUCACAAGAGCUUUAUGGGCGGUCAUGCUUAUUACCCACUGAGGUUCUGGAAAGUGACCCUAAGAUAUCACACAGCCAUUAGGGGUUCCCCCACCCAAACCAGAGCAUCAAAUUCCAACUAGGCCCCUAUUCUAAGCCACUAAUUAACCCCCAAUACCAGCAGAGCAGGCAGCAAAUCUGAGCAAAGAAAAUGCCUGCAACGACCACAAGGGGGUGCGCGUCGCCCAGGAAGCUGCGGAGGGGCGACUCAGAGGGGCAAGGGCGGCUCCAGGGCUCAGCAACAUCGGUCGGUGGUCUCACGGGCUUUGCACUCUCGCUGCCGCUAGGCAACCUUGGGACACAGCAGGGGCUGAGGCUGCUGGCCCUCAGCAACGUUGAAGUCGGGUCUGGGUGAGGCCAGCCUUGCAGGGACCACUCCCUGGACAGAAACUGUCCCUGGUGGAAGGAGGACCCCAGCCAGUCUCCCAGGUGGUCCCCCAGUCGCUGUGCACCAAGGGACAUCAGCCCACAUGUCAGACAGACCUGACACCUGGAAAGUGGAAAUCCUGGACGUUGGGAUUUCAGAUAAACCUAAAGCAGCCCAGGUGCAGGACUCCCAAGUUUCUCACUAGGCCACCGGCAGCGUUCCCCUCCCCACUCCCCUCACCCAGCUUCUCGCUGGGAGGGAGUCUCCCCUUUGCUUUUUUGUAUGUCCUCCCUAACACAGUGCCUUGCACCGUGCUGGGCACUCCACAGGAGCUCAAUAAAUGCUGUCCACUGA
This is a messenger RNA of Hipposideros armiger (great roundleaf bat), 4913 nucleotides long. RefSeq names its product Ras and Rab interactor 1 (gene RIN1). Gene Ontology annotation, molecular function: small GTPase binding; guanyl-nucleotide exchange factor activity. Gene Ontology annotation, biological process: signal transduction; vesicle-mediated transport. NCBI's taxonomy places the organism in Eukaryota, Metazoa, Chordata, Mammalia, Chiroptera, Hipposideridae. The coding region runs from base 917 to 3280 and encodes 787 amino acids. Gene Ontology annotation, cellular component: endocytic vesicle; cytosol. The transcript has 10 exons. The record is from RefSeq and is a predicted model, not a curated record.